UCAAAAGUGAAAACAUUGAACCAAAGGCGACGACACUGGCAGCUGUACUGCGGCCUGCGGGUAUUGCAGAAGCAAUUCUCCCCCAAAUUGUUCGUCGGAAGUGUAACCCUCUCCUUCGUAGAAUAAUUGCUUGUCGGAAGUGCAACCCUCUCCUUCGUGGAAUAAUUGCUUGUCUUCCCUCUCUCUCCACCGGCGGUUGCCGGCGCAAAGCUGGAGCUUGGACGCGGCAAGGACAAAAUGCAGCCUUCAUAUAGCAUAAGAAGUGCCAGCAUGACACUUGAAGACCUGAUAUGACUCAUCCUAGUUAGACUUUUUUGUUUUUCUGAGAAAUCCUAGUUAAACUCGCUCGCCUUAUAAAUCUUCCGCAGGCUGACAGUGGUUUUUGCCUCGACUGGUGCCGAAAAGAUAAUUUUCCGAUCGACGUCGGCAAUGAACCGGCGUCAGCGAGCGCUGCUCAUCAGAAGUAUAGUCUUCCUCUCCGUUGUCAACUCCCUAUCCCUUGCUUUCUACUUCUUCCUCCACCCUCCCACUCAUCCGACCCCCGAAACCCUAAACUCAUCCGUAACCACUACCUCCCUUAAGCCCUGGCCUUUCCUCCCAUCCUUCCUCCCUUGGAAUCCUAGCCCCAAGCCUCCUCUCCGCUCCUGCGAGGCGUACUUCGGCAACGGAUUCUCUCGCCGGAUCGAGGCCCACGGUGGUGGCGGGUGGUUCCGGUGCUUCUACAGCGCGACGCUCAGGAGUUCAAUAUGCGAAGGGGGACGCUUGCGGAUGGAUCCGAGCAAGAUCAAGAUGUCGGUUGGAGGGGAGGGUUUGAAGUCAGUUAUGGGGCGGAGGGAGGAGGAGGAACUUCCCGAGUUUGAGAGUGGAUCCUUCGAAGUUGAGGGAGAUGGAAGCAACGGGAGCCGCGCUGGUGGGAGGGUGUUGGAUGAAGAGUUUCUCGAUCGGUAUGUUCCGCAAGGGGCUAUACAUUUUCACACAAUGCGAGGAUUGAUGGAGUCGAUGAGAUUUGUUGAGCCCGGGAAGCUCCAAUGCUCGCAGUGGAUAGAAGAACCUACAAUUCUGGUGACACGUUUUGAGUAUGCAAACCUUUUUCACACAGUUACUGAUUGGUAUAGCGCAUAUGUCUCUUCCAGAGUUACAGACUUGCCUAACAGACCUCAUUUGAUAUUUGUUGAUGGCCAUUGCAAGGCACCGCUGGAGGAAACUUGGGAGGCACUCUUUACUAGCGUCAGAUAUGCCAAACAUUUUACAGGCAGCGUGUGUUUCCGGCAUGCGAUACUUUCACCUUUGGGGUAUGAGACAGCCAUGUUCAAAGGUCUAUCUGAAUCAUUUAUUUGCCAAGGGACAACGGCAAACAAUCUGAAAGCAAGCCCUGAGAACCAUAAAACUGCCAGAUUAUCAGAGUUUGGAGAAAUGCUUCGAGCAGCUUUUGGUUUUCCGACUGAUGAAAUCUCACUAAAGAGACCAUCCACAGUUCAUAAUGUCCUCUUUGUCCGUCGCGAAGAUUACUUAGCUCAUCCUCGCCAUGGUGGAAAAUUGGAGCCCCGGUUGAGUAAUGAGCCUGAGGUUUUUACUGCAAUACAGAACUGGGCAGCUAACCACACUAAAUGCAGCUUAAAUGUUGUUAAUGGUCUCUUUGCUCAUAUGUCGAUGAAAGAGCAAAUCCUUGCCAUUUAUGAGGCUUCAGUUGUUAUAGGGGCUCAUGGAGCUGGGCUUACACACUUGGUCUCAGCAAGAUCAAAAACAAUCGCUCUUGAAAUAAUCAGUAGCCAAUAUCAGCGUCCACAUUUUUCAUUAAUUUCUCAAUGGAGAGGUCUAGAAUAUCAUGCAAUUAACCUUGCUGGAUCAUAUGUCAGACCUGAAAUGGUCAUUGAUGAGCUCAGUAGCAUAGUGAGGAGCCUUGGAUGCUAACAAGCGGUAUGAUUUGGAAUUUCAGUUCACCAAAUCUCA
This is a messenger RNA of Dendrobium catenatum, 1950 nucleotides long. RefSeq names its product beta-1,2-xylosyltransferase RCN11. Gene Ontology annotation, molecular function: glycosyltransferase activity. The coding region runs from base 430 to 1911 and encodes 493 amino acids. The record is from RefSeq and is a predicted model, not a curated record. NCBI's taxonomy places the organism in Eukaryota, Viridiplantae, Streptophyta, Magnoliopsida, Asparagales, Orchidaceae. The transcript has 3 exons.